Molecule: messenger RNA, 609 nt
Organism: Cyclocybe aegerita
Lineage: Eukaryota; Fungi; Basidiomycota; Agaricomycetes; Agaricales; Hemipholiotaceae
Source: the annotation of a GenBank genome assembly
AUGCUCAUGUCUACCGUCUCCCGCGUCGUAAGCGCCUGGUUUGCGUUUCUACUGCCGUGCUAUGCCACCUUCAAGGCCCUCGCGCGAGGCCCGCUGUCUCAGGGCGAGAUCCAGAAGUGGGCCAUGUACUGGUUGCCGUUCUACUGGGAGCUCAAGACCGCCUUCCUGCUCUUCAUUUCUUUGCCGCAGACGCAGGGCUCCACAUACAUAUACAACGCAUACCUCCAACCCUUUCUGGCACGCAACGAGGAGAAUUUCGAUGCUGGCAUCGUGGCAAUCCACCGUAACGUGUUAACCUUUGUGCAGGAAAAGUUGACAGCGCUCUGGGAGCUACUCUGGUCUCUUAGCGCCAAACAACGUCCCCAGUCCGGGACACAGUCGGCUGCACCUCAGAACGCGCCGCCCUUGUCCUGGCUCUUUUCGAAUGACGUGGUCCGCACCGCCUUGAACACUUUGCACACUACUGCCACGUCUCAGUCACGACCCGGCGACUUGGCUUCCUCUCGCGAAAAUAGUAACUCUGGCUACGUGAGCAGCUCAAGCACCCGUUCGGAGGUAACACAACAGACACCUCCCUUCCCUGUUCCCCAGCACUAUCAUGCAGAAUAA